GUUUGGACGCUCCCGGAUAUCCUCCCUGACUGGAGUACUGAGUGAUGCGGAUACACUGCAAUAUCCAAAGAGCAACUAUGGGCAACAAAAUUGCAAAGGAUAUCAUAAGGAGAGAUUUUGAAGACUUAAAGAGAGAUUUGGAUGAAGGCAAUAUUCCUAAAGUGAAAGCUGAAUACCACAAAAGCUUAAAUGAAAUGCAAAAUCUGCCCCUUAAUAUCGCAGUUACUGGACAGAGAUCUGGUAAAUCCUCCUUUGUCAAUGCCAUCCGGGGUGUAAAUGAUGAUGAUGAUACGGCAGCCAAGAUUGUGCCAGUAGAAGGAACCAUGGAGCCAAAGGCAUAUGCUCACCCCUGUUUUCCCAAUAUGAAAUUAUGGGACCUUCCAGGAAUUGGAACACCUAAAUUUCAGGCAAUGGAAUAUCUGAAGAAGGUCCAAUUUGAAAAAUAUGAUGUCUUUAUUAUCGUUGUCUCCAAUCGCUUCACUGAAAAUGAUGCUAUGCUGGCAAAGGAAAUACAAAGAAUGGGAAGGAAGUUUUACUUUGUGUGUAGCAAAAUAGAUGCUAGUAUACAAGGUGAAAAGAGGAAAAAAAAUUUCAAUAUGGAGAAAACCCUGGAGACCAUAAGGAAUUACUGCAAAGAUAAUUUGAAAAACUUAGGUGAGCCUUCUGCAAGAGUAUUCCUGAUAUCCAGCUGGGAGGUGCACAUGUAUGAUUUCCCUCUCCUGCAAAAGACAAUAGCCGCUGAACUUCCUGACCACAAGAAGAAUAUUUUAACACUAUCUGUGUAUAUUUUCUCAGAAGAUCAAUUGAUGAAGAAAAAAGAGCUAAUGAAAGCCUAUAUAAAGAAGGUAGCAUUGGUAUCUUGUGCUUGUGGACUGGUGCCUGUCCCGGGAUUGUCUAUGGCUUGUGAUAUUGGAAUUUUGGUAGAUGCUCUGAAAUUUUUCUGCAUGGUGUUUGGCUUAGACGACUGAUCCCUUCAUUUUCUGGCAGCUCAGACGGGAAAAGAAUUUGAAGAGCUGAAGUCAGCUAUCAAGAAAACCCCGUUAGGCAGGGCGAUCGAUGCAGAAUUGGUAUUUUCUCUCUUGAUGAGGUCAUCUGCUUGGGUAGCUGUGUCGAUUGUGGAAGUGGCUCUUGAUUUUAUACCUGUUCUUGGGUCUGUGUUUGGUGGAGCAAGUUCAUAUGUUGUCACAUAUCAUUUUCUGAAGAGCUUUCUUGAUGAUGCUGUGGAAGACGCCCAAAAUGUUCUAGCAAAAUUUCUUAAAUGAUCAGAGUCCCGGGGAAAGAUCCAAGACAGCUCCAAUCUCCCCUUUGAAGGAGGCAGUCAAACGUUUCAUCCAGAUGAAAGUAGGGGAAAGAACAUAAAAAUAUGCUUCAAAUAUUAGAACUACCUAUUUGCGUGCUUCUUUUAAUUAUUCUCUGAUUGAAAUACAUGCUUGAUCACCCUAGGAGAAAAUAAAUAACUCUGGGUGCAGAUUAUUCCAUAGGAAGGCAGAAAUUCAAUUAUAUAUCUUUAUGGUUUGGUGAGUGGAUUUUCUUUUCUUGUUUUUUCCCUUUUCUUUUUUCCCUGUUCUAUUUGUAACAAUUAUAAAUAAUAAAAGAGGGGAUGCUAUGGUAGUAAGUUGAAAAAAAUUAUAAUUCUUUUUUAAUGUUAAAACUAAUUCGGUGUACUCUGCUUAUCUUAUUAUUGUUAUCCUGUGCAUUGAUUGUAUAGCUUCAAUAAUUAUCUGUCAAUCUACAAUAUUCUUUUUGGAAAUAUAUAUCUUGUUGAAAUAAAAAAAAUAAACAAAGUUCUAAUUCAGGGCUCAGCUAAUUAAAUUUAAGGGGGAACCACUAGAGGAACUGCUAGAAGCCAUUGGACUAAACUACAUUUUAUCCACUCUAACAUUUGUUAACUCAUUUACAAACUGAGGAACAAAUACUUGGUGGGACUGAGAAGAAAGCAUCUGGAUGUUCCUUGGCUAAUUCAGUGUACUCUGCUUAUCUUAUUAUUGUUAUACUGUGCAUUGAUUGUAUAGCUUCAAUAAUUAUCUGUAAAUCUACAAUAUUCUUUUUGGAAAUAUAUAUCUUCUUGAAAUAAAAAAAGUGUCUAGAUGUUCCUUGGCUGAGAACAGGAGAGGUGAAGACUAUCUUAAUG
This is a messenger RNA of Crotalus tigris (Tiger rattlesnake), 2131 nucleotides long. RefSeq names its product interferon-inducible GTPase 5-like. The record is from RefSeq and is a predicted model, not a curated record. Lineage: Eukaryota; Metazoa; Chordata; Lepidosauria; Squamata; Viperidae. Gene Ontology annotation, cellular component: membrane. Gene Ontology annotation, molecular function: GTPase activity; GTP binding.